AUGGCUACAGCCUUAGGUUUGGGUUAUGGUACUAUAGCAAUAUUAGCUGGGUUUGUAUUGGCCCUACUCAUCACUUUCUUUUUCGGAAGGUCUACACGAUCUCCAGAAUUAGUUUGCCUGUUAACGAUGUUAAUUCCAAUAAUAUUGAUCAUAAUCUUCACGGCAUCACCAAAGAAAAGCCAGAUUUUGACAGAUUCCGAUUAGGUGGAUUCUUACCUUCCAGUUGAUAUAUUUGCAAUGGUAUUCGGGAUCGUAAGUGCUCUGAGUGCAUUACUCUGCAUAUUGGGACAUUACUAUUUCCAGGGAUUGAGAGCAAUAAGAAUAAGUUCGCAAUUAGAGAUGGAGAGAGAUAAAUAGAAAUUGGAAAGAAAAAAACCAGCUUGA
Messenger RNA from Paramecium tetraurelia, 384 nucleotides. RefSeq lists its product as uncharacterized. The record is from RefSeq and is a predicted model, not a curated record. The transcript has 2 exons. Lineage: Eukaryota; Ciliophora; Oligohymenophorea; Peniculida; Parameciidae.